UUGACAGAGGCAGCAGAGCUUUACACGGGCUUGUCGGCACACUCGCUCGGUUGUUAUUGUAACACCAGAGAGACCUGCAGCAUGGCGAGUCCAGAGAGAGCCCGGAGCUGCCGCUGCUCACACAGAACAAGAGCGGCGUGUGUCGGAGUCUUCAGGAUGUUAUUUAUUGCUUUUAUUCACGCGGCGGGGGCAGAUAAACAAGCAUUCAUUCAGUCAGACACAAUUCUAGAGGUUCUACAUUUUGGUGAGGGAAGCCUUUUACAGGCAGAGUCUGAUAUUGAUUUUAGUUUAUAUCAUCAACAGAGCACAUCCCCACACCGAGGGAACUGCCGACCAAUACGAUUUGAACCUCCAAUGCUAGACUUUCAUGAACAGCCUGUUGGGAUGCCAAAAAUGGACAAAGUUUAUUUACAUAAUCCUAGCUCAGAAGAAAUUAGUUUGAUAUCAAUAUCAGCAACAACGGCACAUUUUCACGCAUCCUUUUUUCAGAAUAGGAUAAUUCCACCAGGAGGGAACACAUCUUUUGAUGUAGUGUUUCUUGCUCGAGUCGUUGGGAAUGUAGAAAACACUUUAUUUAUUAAUACAUCACAUCAUGGAGUGUUUACAUACCAGGUUUUUGGGGUCGGGGUCCCGAACCCCUACAGACUACGGCCCUUCGUCGGGGCCCGGGUCCCUGUGAACAGCAGCUUCUCGCCUCUAAUAAACAUUCACAACCCGUACAGUGAACCACUGCAGGUUGUUGAGAUGUAUUCCAGUGGUGGGGAUCUGCAUUUAGAGCUUCCCACGGGCCAACAAGGAGGCACUGGGAAGCUUUGGGAGAUCCCUCCGUUUGAGACAAAGGGAGUGAUGAGAGCCAGCUUCUCCUCCAGAGAUGUGGACAACCACACCGCAUUCAUCAGAAUCAAAACCAAUGCUCCAAACGAGGACCAGUUCAUCAUCCUCCCUGUUGAGGUGGAGGUCACAUCAGCUCCUGGUAUAUACUCCUCCACAGAAAUGCUUGACUUUGGUACACUGCGAUCACAAGAUCGUCCAAAACUCCUGAAUCUACAUCUUUUAAAUUCAGGAGCAAAAGAUGUUCCAAUCACAAGUGUACGUACAACACCAUCAAACGAAGCAGUCACAGUGGACUUCAAAGCAGUCACACUGAAAGCUGGCGAGAAUAGAUACACCAAAGUGGCGAGUAUUAGUUUUGAUGCAUCAAAAGCAAGAAGACCAUAUCAGUUCUCUGGUAAAAUUACAGUUAAAGCAAAGGAGAAGAGUUAUUCCAAGCUUGAAAUCCCAUACCAGGCAGAGGUUUUAGAAGGCUACCUGGGCUUUGACCACACAGCCACGCUGUUCCACAUCAGGGACAGCCCCGUGGACCCGGUGGACAGACCAAUUUUCCUCACAAACGCCUUCAGCUUUGCAAUCCGGAUACACAAUGUGUCCCUGCCUGAAGAGGCCAAAACGAUGUUUAAAGUGCAGAACUUCAGCACGCCCAUCCUCAUCCCUGCACAUGAGUCCCGUUACAUCUUCUCCCUCCUCUUCCGGGCAGUCAGACCGUCCAUUCACAUAGACAGCAAUAUCUUGCUAAUCACAAAUGCAUCCAAGUUUCACCUGCCUGUCCGGGCUUACACCGGAUUCUUAGCGCCACUGGUCCUGCCCCCCAGCCUGAAGGAGAACGUUCUGGACUUUGGUGUCCGCAGCGCAACGGACACCAGCAGCAUCAUAUUUUUGGCGGUCAACAGCAACCCUAUCGAGCUGGAGAUCAAGUCCUGGCUGGUAACCGGAGACAGUCUCUCCAUGGAGCUGCUGAAGACGGAGAAAGGGAACGCAACAGAAGCCCUGAGUCGCCUGCUGGAGCUGCAAAGCACUUCAGCCUCACAUCACAAAACAGUGAUACUAGCAUCUGGCUACUAUGCAGCUUUCAGAGUGACACUAGUGGCCAAGGCACUCGAGGGCGUGUAUGAUGGGGCCAUUCACAUCACAACAGAUUAUGAGAUAUUAACCAUCCCAGUGAAAGCCCUCAUCGCAGUGGGGACAUUAAACAGUUCACCCAAGCACAUCAUUUUGCCUCCUUCAUUUCCAGGAAAAGUUGUUCACCAAAGCUUCAACAUCCAGAGCUCCUUCACGCAAAAAGUCCGACUGCAGCAGAUCCGCUCGCUGACAGAGGACAUUAGGUUUUAUUACAAGCGACUUCGCAACAACAAAGAUGAGUUGGAGCCCAGACGAAAAUCAAAGGUGGCAAAUGUUUAUUUUGACGCCAGCUUGCAGUGUGGUGAUCAGUGUUAUGUGGGCCUGCCAUUUGUGCUUAAAUCUGAAUCUAAGCCCCAUGGGCUGGCGUUACAGGAGGAUAUCUGGGAUGCUGAUGUAGACCUUCAUCAGAAACUCCUUAAACGUUGGAAGGAGAUCAAAGAACGCUCGGGACACAAAAUUGAAGCUGUCUUUGAGGUCAACACGGACCUGCAGAAGAACAUUGAAGCUAAAGUAACAGCAUAUUUGACCUGGCCUUCACUUGUGAACUCUUCACAGCGAAUCACGUUUCCCCUGACCAAUACAAACAGCUCCUCUGAGGAGGAGGUGAUUCUGCAGAACCCUGCAGACGUCCCGGUCUACGUCCAAGUUCUCCCACUGGCGCUUCUGCCCAACCCCUCUGUGUUUUCUGGAAAGCUGGCCGACAGGUUGCCAUUGGGAAAUCUGUCCAGUAUCAACAUUGACACAAGCACAUUAGAGUUUCAGGUUCACAGAAAUCAAACAUCGCUAAUAAGGAGCAGCUCAGGGUUUGUUGAAGGCUCAACCAGACCCUUUGUCUACAAUCUCUUACUGCUGCCUGGGGAAAUAAAGUCAUUCAGUGUGAGGUUCACGCCCAUCAGAAACCACAGCGUCUCCUCCCUUCUCAUAGUCAGGAACAACCUGACGGUGAUCGACACAAUUGUACUUCAUGGACGGGGUACGACGGAGGGCCUGAAGGUUGCAGGGAAGCCUCCAGGGCAGGGCAGCUCGCUGAGGUUUAAGAUGACUGAGGCUUUACUGAAAGACUGCACAGAGAAAAUAAAAGUCAGGGAUCCAAACUUCACCCUCAAAAGAACCUUCAGAGUGGAGAACACUGGAUUGCUCCCGAUCACCAUCAAAUCAGCAGAAAUCAACGGGCAAGCUUGUGAAGGAUAUGGAUUCAAAGUCCUCAACUGUCAAGAGUUUGCACUGAAUCCAAAUGCUUCUAAAGACCUCAUCAUACUGUUUACGCCCGACUUCACCUCAUCUCGGGUGAUCAGGGAACUGAAAUUGGUGACGCGAGGGGGCUCAGAGUUUGUGUUCAUCCUUAACGCCUCGCUGCCCUACCACAUGUUAGCUGCUUGUGCUGAAACUCUGCCCAGACCCAGCUGGGAGCUGGAGCUCUACAUCAUAGUGUCUGUUGUUAUGAGUUCCAUGUUUCUGUUGGUGAUAGUUACUGCAUACCUGGAGGCGCAGAGCAUCUGGGAGCCUUUCAAGAGGCGUGUCUCUAUAGAGUCCAACUCGAGCAUGGAGACUGGGAGACCUUUUAACCUCAGGGAAAUCGUGCAGAUUCACAGAGAUUUAAAUGACUUUAGUGACUCAUCCCAGAACUCCAGGGGAUUUUACCCCUCCAGCAAUGGCACAGCAAGAGUUGGAGGCCGACAAGGCAACAGCCGUACCUUACCAGAACCUGAUGGCCAAGACAAGAGGCCCAGGAUCCCCUUUAGCCGCUCAUCUAUGCACGCUACUCCAUCUCAGCUGCCCAAAGCAAGUUCAUCCACUGGCCAGGAUGGCCCUCCAGCUCCCUGCCAGUUAAUCAGUCGAAAAGCUCGCAACUUCAAACAAUUGGACCUUCAGAGUCAAACUGUAGCUGGGUCGUCAUUGCAGGAGGAUCCAGAAUAUUCCAGCCUGAUAGGAGCCAUGGACAACGACCUCGACCGUCCAGAGUCACUUAAUACUGAAGCUCUACAAGAGCAGAACUCUCGGGCCAUUCAAAGCGAAGUGUUAGACUCCAAACGGAAGCAGCGUUCAAAAAUAAAAGCCCCAAGAAAGAAAGGAGAAAAGGAGAAAAAAUCCAGAUUAAAGACUCAGGGAGAUGAGCUCAAAGACAACCUGGCAGACAACGACGACAGCUCCUCCACCACCACAGAGACCUCAAAUCCAGAUGUGGAGACAAACCUUAAAGAGGAACCAGUGAAAAAGAAAGGAAGGACAACAACUCCUCGAAAGACAAAAGAGGAAACUUCAACUUUCCCAAGCAAACCCAAAGAAAGAAAACAAGAAGCUACAAAAAAAGAGACCCAAACAGAAAAGUCCAGUUCUCUGGAGCUGCCAUACGUAACACCCCUGGAGAACAAGCAACGCAGGAACUUUGCACCCAAAGCUCUUCACCCCCUCAUCUCAAAGUCAAGACCUGCGCAGAAACAAAGAAUAGACGGGAAGCUGGACGAAGGGCGCCCCCUGCAUUUAGCCAAGCUGUCAUCCAGCUCCUCCAUACCGGAGUUGGGCCACAGCAGCAGCUCUGAAGGAGAGAAGGAUUAUGCUUCUCCGGAGUGGGAUAUCCCUCUUCCUAUAAACAGCCUGCAAGCAGAUAGUCUUCAGCAGAUCUCCCUCCAGACAUUAAAUGCAGAUCCCUUCCUGAAGAGGUCCGCCACAGCUGGGACCUACUCCCCUCCGCCGACCUCCCCUAGCUUAAUGUCCCGAGGCACUUACAGCAGUGUUGUGAACAGUAACAGUGAGUUGACCCAGAAAAAGGCUCCAGGAAAUAAGCUGUCUACAGGCACUCCACUCCCAGGCAAAAACCUCACCUUUGCUGCUGUAGCUGCAGGUUAUGACAAAAGCCCAGGUGGCUCCGGCCCAGGUAAAGGAGACAGCCAAGGCAAGACCCUGGCAAACAUGACAUCAGUGGAAAGCGACAGCUCAGACAGUUCUGGAUUAUGGAGUCCAAUUGAGAAAACCGGUAGUCCAAACUACCAACCUGACAACUCUUUCUCUGCUUUUGGACCCAACAGCUCCUUCAACCUGACGAGAGUUUUCAGUGGAAUGAAUCUCCCAAAGCCAUCUGAGCCUCAGCCAAGCUGGCCAGAGUUCACCACGGUGUCCUCCACCAUCUGGGACAUCCCGACCAGUGAUCCUCUGCACUCCUGGCCCAGCAGUUCCAGCUCACCGACUGCCCCAACAGCAUCAUUCAUUGGAAACGCUGGUAUUCCGUGGUCUGCAACCACGCCCUUCAGCAGCUCCAUCUGGUCAACAAGCGCAGAUUCGGCGUUACACCCUUUCUCACCUUCAACCAGUUCAGCCGCUCUGACUAAUCUGGUCAGCAGCCCCGCCCAGUCAUCGCCGACUUCCACUGAGAUGAGCAGGACCUUCAACCCCUGGAGCGCGUGGCGUCCCACCCUGAGCAGACGCAGCUCCGAGCCCUGGCCCAGCUCUUUUGACAACGGAAACUAAGCAGCAAAUGGCAGCAGUUAUCUGUAUGCUAAAUAAGUCUUUUAUAAUCAGAGAAUCCCCUCGGAAAGAAACAUUAUGUGGAGCACCACCCCACCUUUAUUUCCCUGCAGCUUUUAAUUCCAGAGGGCAUUAAUGCUAACUUUUAUUUGGGUUUGUUUUAACAAGAGACCCUGAAAUCAACAUGUGGGUGGUAUAGAAAGGCUAAUAAUGCUGCAUUCCUUUUCAAAAACUUGGCAAAACCUCUAAAGUUUAGCAUUAAACGACUUAUUUUAAGCCAUGUGCCAGCUCAGUUCUUAUUAGUUUCCAGUAAAAGCUUGUUUGAGGAGCCAAAUUUACAUCCAUUCACACUGGGAUCAUUGCACUUUGCUUUUAUUUGACAGAAGGGAUCUUUAGAAGUCUAAAAUUGGAUUGAUUUAUUUUUUCCAACCCUCAUUCCAUAAAAGUUUUAGGAAUGUUCAUGUCCAUUUUUAAAGUGGAAUUAUUUGGUCUCGUGAUCAAAAACAAAUUCCUCAGUUUGGGGUUUGAACUCUUUGUCACUGUCGUUUGUCUGCAGAUUUAAUUAAAAAUUUCAGCAGAA
Messenger RNA from Girardinichthys multiradiatus, 5998 nucleotides. RefSeq names its product transmembrane protein 131 (gene tmem131). Gene Ontology annotation, cellular component: membrane. The record is from RefSeq and is a predicted model, not a curated record. The transcript has 41 exons. The annotation marks the transcript as partial. Lineage: Eukaryota; Metazoa; Chordata; Actinopteri; Cyprinodontiformes; Goodeidae.